CCUGAAGUCAGGGGCAAUUCUCUUCAGGUGUGAGGGGGAGAGCUCUAUGAAGUGGCUUCGCACACUUGAUGGUACUGCCGUCAAUGGUGUGGAGCUUAGGGUGGUGGAGGCUAAGAACCUCCCAAAGCCGGUAAAGAUGGCCUGGAAAUCCAGGAACGUCACGAGGCAGGACACAGGGCGGGUCAUGAGGUUGCUGCAGAGGUUACAUCCGAGCCUGAAGACCUCGAACUGGAGCAUUGUUGGCUCCACUGUAGAGGGGAUGGCGGUCAGGAGAAUCGUCCUGAUGGACGAGGCCUCUGCGGCGUACAUUAAAGCCCGUCAGUACAUCCUGAACACUGGGAUUGACCGGAGCAUCUUCAAGCUCCUCGAGUACGAUGUGAGGCGUGGGGAUGAACCGGUCAGUGCCAGUGUGACGGCUGAACAGCGGGGGGAUGCGGUGGCGGUGCCGGAAGACUGCCCGCGGACAGAGGAGCAGGCCUUGGAACCGAUAGCGGGACCUAGUGCGGGUGAAGGGCUAUCCGGAGGGACUGGGGGUGGGGAGGAGGAGCUGGUGGUAGAUGAACCUGCUGCCGCUCCGUCUCCCGCAUCCAUAGGCUCGCUGGAAGCCAUAGCUGACCUGGACCUGGGACGGUCCUCGCCGCUGGAGUAUGAUAUCUCCGCGGAUGAGGAGACCGAGCUCGGGGACAGAAUUUGACGUCUGCAGCUCUCUUCGGGGGUUUAAGGGAUCUCACAGCAGUGAAGAUCCAAAGGGAGGGGGAUUUGCGAGGAGUGAUAGUGGCAUCGGCAUAUCUCCCAUAUGAAAAGGCAGAUC
Molecule: messenger RNA, 811 nt
Organism: Ostrinia nubilalis (European corn borer)
Lineage: Eukaryota; Metazoa; Arthropoda; Insecta; Lepidoptera; Crambidae
Exons: 2
Coding region: 47-694 (215 amino acids)
Source: RefSeq, a predicted model, not a curated record